AUGGCGAAGGCGCGAAGGCACGCCGAAGACCGCCUGCUCGGCACCGCGCACGGCCGGGCGGCCGGCUCUGAUCUCCCGGACCUCUCCGAGGAUGAUGUCUUCUCGGCCUUAGAAUCCGGAUGGAGCCUAACUGACCCCGGCCGGAGUCGUUGCGAAGGGGAGGGCGAGGACAGGGGGGCGUCACUCCCGCCGGUGGCGUCCGCGGUGAUGUCGGCGCCAGUGGAGGUGCCGGCGUGGACGAGACUUCACCGGGUGGAGGACGAGGAGGAAGCAGAGUUUGGCGGGUGGAUGCCGCCGCACGAGUACCUGGCGAGGGCGAAGGGGAGGAGCGGCGGGACGACGAGGUCGGUGCUGGAAGGGGCGGGGCGGACGCUGAAGGGCAGGGACAUGAGCCGGGUUCGCGACGCGGUCUGGAAUCGGACCGGCUUCUACGGUUGA
Zingiber officinale is the source of this 438-nucleotide messenger RNA. RefSeq lists its product as uncharacterized. NCBI's taxonomy places the organism in Eukaryota, Viridiplantae, Streptophyta, Magnoliopsida, Zingiberales, Zingiberaceae. The record is from RefSeq and is a predicted model, not a curated record. The transcript has a single exon. Bases 1 to 438 code for a protein of 145 amino acids.